AUGCAGGAACUUAGUCCAGACCUAAUGCUGUCGCCAGAGGGCUGUGAAUCCCUCGAGCUUUUGCUCCUCCCACCUGCAAUGCUCAGCUUGGAUAAUGUCGAAGAGACACUGCCCGGACCACUAACUCUGGACGCGGAUCCACCCCCAGCGGCAGCAUGGCAGGCACCCCCCGUCAUCACACUGGAUCCUCCUCCGCCUUCCUCACCACCCCCAAUCCCAGCACCAACCCCCGCAACCCCAUCCCCAUUGUUGCUCCUCCCACCCCAGCAUACCCCAACCCAAACCCCUGCCCAGGCCCCUCCACAUCCACCAUCAAACCCUCACCCUCCCACGGCACCAAUCGACCGAACAACAACCCCAUCGCCAGCCCCCCAAGCCCAAGCCCCCAGAACAACCCCCCUCCUCCCCCCCACAGUUCCCGGAAUAACCCCCCUUCCCCUCCCCCUCCUUCCAGAGAACCCCAAAGGAUCCAUAGUCGCAACCUGGAUCCGCACUCUCACCCCCUACUUCCCCCGGGCCGCUGGCUUCGCCAUCUUCCCCACCAUCAAGGUCUGCCCGCGCACCCACGUCAUGUACGACCUGGUCAUCGUGUACGCCGGCCGCACGGGCCCUUACCUCACGACCGUGAUGGGGUACGAUCGUCCGCCCGAGCCGGAUGCGUGGGCUCGGCGCGUGCAGGUGCUGCAGGAUGAGUGGCGACGCGGGGUGGCGGGGGAGAUGCCGGUUUAUGGGGCGGUUUGGGUGGAGGAUGAGGUGCGGUGGUUUUAUGGGGGUGGGAGCUGA
Messenger RNA from Aspergillus uvarum CBS 121591, 783 nucleotides. RefSeq lists its product as uncharacterized. Bases 1 to 783 code for a protein of 260 amino acids. The record is from RefSeq and is a predicted model, not a curated record. The transcript has a single exon. NCBI's taxonomy places the organism in Eukaryota, Fungi, Ascomycota, Eurotiomycetes, Eurotiales, Aspergillaceae.